This is a messenger RNA of Galeopterus variegatus (Sunda flying lemur), 3968 nucleotides long. It is a transcript of the gene SLC7A6, whose product is annotated as solute carrier family 7 (amino acid transporter light chain, y+L system), member 6. Gene Ontology annotation, molecular function: L-amino acid transmembrane transporter activity. Gene Ontology annotation, biological process: amino acid transmembrane transport. The record is from RefSeq and is a predicted model, not a curated record. Bases 168 to 1715 code for a protein of 515 amino acids. Lineage: Eukaryota; Metazoa; Chordata; Mammalia; Dermoptera; Cynocephalidae. The transcript is spliced from 10 exons. Gene Ontology annotation, cellular component: membrane.
AGAGAUUAAAUGGCCACAGCAGACAAGUGGAAUUAGGCUUUGCUGUGGAGACUUCAUUUUUUUUCUCAGUACCUGACCCGAUUAUGAUGAGGUGGCUUAUGAAAGUAUGAUGUUCGCUUAUUUCUUGACAGGCCACAGUAAACACAGGUGUGCAGAAACCGUUUGGCAUGGAAGCCAGGGAGCUUGGGAGCUCCACACCCACCUACCAUCUCAUUCCUGAGGCCAGCCAGCCCAGUGUGGAAGAAGAUGUCAGUUUGCCACCCCAAAAGUCCCCAGAAACUAUGCAGCUGAAGAAGGAGAUCUCCCUGCUGAAUGGGGUCAGCCUGGUGGUGGGCAACAUGAUCGGCUCAGGGAUCUUUGUCUCACCCAAGGGUGUACUGGUGUACACUGCCUCCUAUGGAUUGUCGCUGGUUGUGUGGGCCAUUGGUGGGCUCUUCUCUGUUGUGGGUGCCCUUUGCUAUGCAGAGCUGGGGACCACCAUCACCAAGUCGGGGGCCAGCUAUGCUUACAUUCUAGAGGCCUUUGGGGGCUUCAUUGCCUUCAUCCGCCUGUGGGCCUCACUGUUAAUCGUUGAGCCCACCAGUCAGGCCAUCAUCGCCAUCACCUUCGCCAAUUACAUCAUCCAGCCCUCCUUCCCCACCUGUGAUCCCCCGUACCUGGCCUGCCGUCUCCUUGCUGCUGCUUGCAUAUGUCUGCUGACAUUUGUGAACUGUGCCUAUGUCAAGUGGGGCACACGUGUGCAGGACACGUUCACUUACGCCAAGGUCCUAGCGCUCAUUGCCAUCAUUGUCAUGGGCCUUAUUAAACUGUGCCAGGGACACUCUGAGCACUUUCAGGACGCCUUUAAGGGUUCCUCCUGGGACGUGGGAAACCUCUCUCUUGCCCUCUACUCUGCCCUCUUCUCUUACUCAGGUUGGGACACCCUUAAUUUUGUAACAGAAGAAAUCAAAAACCCAGAAAGAAAUUUGCCCUUGGCCAUUGGGAUUUCUAUGCCAAUUGUGACGCUCAUCUACACCCUGACCAACGUGGCCUAUUACACAGUGCUGAGCAUUUCAGAGGUCCUUAGCAGUGAUGCUGUGGCUGUGACAUUUGCUGACCAGACGUUUGGCAUGUUCAGCUGGACCAUUCCCAUUGCCGUUGCCCUGUCUUGCUUUGGUGGCCUCAACGCAUCUAUCUUUGCUUCAUCAAGGUUGUUCUUUGUGGGCUCCCGUGAGGGUCACCUCCCGGACCUUCUGUCCAUGAUCCAUGUUGAGCGUUUUACACCCAUCCCUGCUUUAUUGUUCAAUUGCACUAUGACACUCAUCUACCUCAUCGUGGAGGAUGUUUUCCUGCUCAUCAACUACUUCAGCUUCAGCUACUGGUUCUUUGUGGGCCUGUCUGUUGCUGGACAGCUCUACCUUCGCUGGAAGGAGCCCGAGCGACCCCAGCCUCUCAAGCUGAGCCUAUUUUUUCCCAUCGUGUUCUGCACAUGCUCCGUGUUUCUGGUGAUUGUGCCUCUCAUCAGUGACACCAUCAAUUCUCUCAUUGGCAUUGGGAUCGCCUUCUCUGGGGUCCCUGUCUACUUCAUGGGUGUUUACCUGCCAGAGUCCCGGAGGCCACUCUUUAUUCGGAAUGUCCUGGCUGCUAUCACCAAAGUCACUCAGCAGCUUUGCUUUUGCGUCCUGACUGAGCUAGAUGUAGCUGAAGAGAGAAAGACUGAGAGGAAAACUGACUAGAGGCCACAGCUGACUUCCCCUGAGGCCUGGAAGGCUGGCCACAGCUACCAAAGUCCAAAUAACAAGACUAUGGUCCCAAACCUCCUGGAUUAAAGGAGCCUGUUGACCCACACUAUAUAAGGGGGUGCAGGGCCAAUGCUCAAUCUCAUUGGUAAGCUAUAGGAGGAGACUCGGAGUCUGGGGUCAGCCUGAAGAUGAGGACUUCAGGGGAUGGGGGGAGGUUGGGGAGCUGGGGAAUGGUCCUUUAGUUUUGCUCCUGGAGGGUAAGUGCAACCCUGACAAACACUUCCUUGGUAAGUUGCAGUGGGGGCAGAGGGAGUGCUACGUUGAUAGCUAUGGAUGGUUGGUUUCUGAAUUGGAUAUUUGAGGUUGAACCAGGAGUCCCUACAGAGGGGCUGCUUUAUGGGAAGUUUUCCUCUGACCAGAUCCAGGCACCUGACUAUAGAGGCCUAAAAUGCUACCAUUUCUUCCUCUGGCUCAAAAUCCUUCCCUGGGGAAAGUAUUUCAUUAAUUAUUGACAUUUAAUCCAGAACACCAAUUCUAGCAAAGCAUUAGUGUUCAUUCUUCUAUAGGACACAAUAGGCUGAUUGUGUUUAAAAAUCAAAGUACCCCAAACCGAGUCCCUCUGCCCUCAGAGGUAUGUGAUGGUGGGUCACAUACUCUGACCACAGAUUUUGUGCUUAGUUUAGUAUAAUCUUCUGUUGAGUCUUACCUGCAAAGGUAAACUUUACAGAUUUUUUUUAUUCACGUACCUGGUACACUUCAAUAUAUAGAUAGGUCACAUGCUACAAUUACCUGGUUCAGGUCCAACAAGGACAAAUGAACAAAUUAAUGAGUCAGAAGUCUGGUGAUACUGCUAUUUUGAAGGAUAAUCCUUUAUUUUACUUGAGACCUUAGUUUUUAGUUGAUAGAAAGUAAAUCUCUGGACUUCUGAUGUGAACUUUAAGAGGGCUGAAACUUCUGGAAUUCAGGUGGAUUACCUGAAUUCUUUCAGCUGUCAAUGGCUUGGAGAACUUCUCAUGGACCCAAGUCAUCAAAUAGCUUGUUCCUCUGUACGGGCUGGUGUGAGGGACUGCUGUGCAGACCCAAGCAAGCCCACCUUGGUGCUAGAAGUGGUCUUUUCUGAAAACCUCACACCAGGCUGCAUCCUCCUCUUCUGUCCCUGGCACCAGGCUUUGUUUACACUCUGAGCUGCCUUGGUGUGGGUCAUUAGGAUAGUGAACUCCUCUCCAGCCCGCCUCUCCUUGCUCCUGAGGUCUGGUGGGGCUGCAGUCUCAGGAAGAGCUUGGUACUACUGGGACUUCUAUCUUCUCCCAGUGGAGAUCAGUGAUGACUGGGAGAAAAGCUGCUUCAACCUCAAUCUGGCUCCUCAGCAGACUGCAUGAAUGGAAACAAUUCUGGUGCUCAGGCUAGGCUUCAGCACCCAGGUCAGGCCAGAACAGCAGAUUUGGCCUAAUAGAUCUUCCUUCGUGGGCAGGAUGGCUGCAUUGGAUUGUACAGCUAUUCUGUGAUGCCCCCAGACACUGUCAUCCUGAGCCCAGAAGAACCUGCUGGCUUGGUACACCCCAUGUCCUUAGGUUUUGGAAUUGGUUAAUGGUAAAGACAAGAACUGAGGCAAUCUCCUUUUCCAACCAUUCUUCUCCCCCAAACUGAAUUGGCCCCAAUCCCAGACAAGGGAUUAACCUUGGCCAUAUACUUGCUCAAUAAAGAUUUAGGGGAGCAUGAUUACAGUAGCUUUUGGUUCAGGGCAUGCAUCUGUGAGAACAUGGAGGGACAUUCAUACUGUCAUGGGUUGGGGAUUUACAUAGCAAAUUCCUACCUGACAACAGGGAGUCUUGUGCAAAGGUUGACUUGCCUAAACUAUAUAAACAUGAUUCCUGACUGAGCCAAGCUGGCAUCUGUACUAGGGGUCCUCUGGAGCUAAUCCUUUAAGCAGAGCGUGUUUGUCUUGAUGAUCCCUGACCCUAGCUUUAGCUUUCUCCACCAAUAACCGGCUAGUCCCAGGAAUGUGCUGCCUCCCAGUGGCUUUUACAGGAAGCAAGGGCCUCACACUCCAGGUGCCCUAGUACUGGCUUAGUGAGCCAUGCCAUCCUCUUCUCAUUACUGGAUGGUGACAGCAUUCUUCCCCUCUGGGCUGGAUACAGACUUCUCCCAGGAACCCUUCUGUGGGAGGGAAGCCAGAGACUCCCUACAGCACUCCAGCUUCAUGACAGAAUUAAAUUCCACCAGGUCUUUGUUGUUUGUCUCCUUAAA